This is a messenger RNA of Panonychus citri (citrus red mite), 943 nucleotides long. It is a transcript of the gene Sf3b6, whose product is annotated as splicing factor 3B subunit 6. The record is from RefSeq and is a predicted model, not a curated record. Gene Ontology annotation, cellular component: nucleus; ribonucleoprotein complex; cytoplasm. NCBI's taxonomy places the organism in Eukaryota, Metazoa, Arthropoda, Arachnida, Trombidiformes, Tetranychidae. The coding region runs from base 130 to 429 and encodes 99 amino acids. Gene Ontology annotation, molecular function: mRNA binding. The transcript is spliced from 2 exons.
AGAAACUCGAAUGAUAUCAGAUCCAGAUAGCGAACAGAUAAUUUUUCUCAAGAAUUUUUAAUUUUUGUCUUUUGUUUACAAUUUGAUUUUGAUAGUUUUCAGUCAAUUUUCUGGUUAAUUAGAUCAACCAUGGCGAUGGCAAUGCAUAAAAAAGCUAAUGUUAGGCUUCCGCCUGAGGUGAACAGAAUUAUUUAUGUUCGGAACCUUCCUUACAAGAUCACAGCUGAAGAAAUGUAUGAUAUCUUUGGUAAAUAUGGAGCAAUUAGACAAAUUAGAGUUGGUAAUACUCCGGAAACAAAAGGAACAGCGUUUGUUGUUUAUGAAGACAUUUUCGAUGCUAAAAAUGCUUGUGAUCAUCUUUCAGGUUUCAAUGUUUGUAAUCGUUAUUUAGUUGUUUUAUAUUAUCAACCAAAUAAGAUUUACAAGUGAAACUGAUUGCAAAGAAACAUUGAGGAAUUGAAAAAUUCAGUGAAUUCAACUCUUAUUGUCCAUUUGGCUUCUAAAAUUCAGCUGUUGGUUAGUCAAAAAUUUCGUCGCGAAAUUGACUCUUCAUCUCUAACUCAUAGUGUAUUUAUCUGUGACUUUCGGAUUUCAAUGGAUAGAUUUCUGCAAAUUCAGAGAAAUCAACAAUCUCAUGUCAACUUAAUCAUCAUCAUCUAUGGAAAAAUCAAAAACUUUCAAUCAAUUGAUCAAGAGUUAUGAUCAGAAUGACUUCUCAAACUCUAACAAUUCAACAACACAUCGUAACCAAAGGCUCAUCUAAUUCCAAUAUUUUUCAACCAACUGUAAACCUCUAAGUUUUUAUUUCUUUAAUUCUAUCACUUAAACUAAUUGUAAAUUUAAUCAAAUAAUUAGUCAACUUGAUCUAUGUUCAUAAUUACCUGUUGAUUAACAAUGAUUUGUAAUAUUGCUUGAUCGAGAUUAAAUUUUUCCCUAAUUCCAA